Messenger RNA from Medicago truncatula (barrel medic), 1302 nucleotides. RefSeq names its product magnesium protoporphyrin IX methyltransferase, chloroplastic. Gene Ontology annotation, biological process: chlorophyll biosynthetic process. The transcript is spliced from 2 exons. The coding region runs from base 67 to 1041 and encodes 324 amino acids. Gene Ontology annotation, molecular function: magnesium protoporphyrin IX methyltransferase activity. The record is from RefSeq and is a predicted model, not a curated record. NCBI's taxonomy places the organism in Eukaryota, Viridiplantae, Streptophyta, Magnoliopsida, Fabales, Fabaceae.
AUCUUUCCUGGAUAACAAUAUCACUUCAAUUCAACCCAAACUCACUCUCAUUCAAAUCAAACCAAAAUGGCAUUCUCAUCAUCCAUGUGGUCUUCUCUCUUUGUUCCAAACCCAAACAAAACUAACCGUUUCGCUACAUUCUCUCCCUCCAGCCACAGCAAACUCUUAACAACCACAUUCGCCAUCCCUCCACUUUCAACCGCAACAGCCGCCGACGUUACCGGCGCCAUAGACGGCACAACAGUCGCCGUCAUCAGCGGCGGCUUCGUCGCUGGCCUCACCGCACUUCUCUCCCUUUCAGACCCGGAAAGACGACGACGGGAACAGGCGGAGGAAGUAGGCGGUGAUGACAAAGAAGUUGUGAGGGAGUAUUUCAACAACAACGGGUUUCAACGAUGGAAGAAGAUUUACGGUGAUACUGAUGAUGUUAAUAGAGUUCAACGGGAUAUUAGGUUGGGACAUUCCAAGACUGUUGAGAAUGCUUUGCAGAUGUUGAAAGAUGAAGGGUCACUUCAGGGUGUUACUAUCUGUGAUGCUGGUUGUGGUACCGGUUCUCUUUCAAUUCCGUUGGCGAAGGAAGGUGCCAUUGUUUGUGCUAGUGAUAUAUCAGCUGCCAUGGUUGCUGAAGCUGAGAAACUGGCAAAAGAACAACUUGUGUCCAGUGAAAAUGGAGUGUCACCUGCGAUGCCAAAGUUUGUGGUGAGUGAUUUAGAGAGUUUGGAUGGAUUGUACGAUACAGUGGUGUGCCUCGAUGUUAUGAUUCAUUACCCUCAGAGUAAAGCAGAUGGGAUGAUUGCUCACCUUGCUUCUUUGGCAGAAAAGCGAUUGAUUCUAAGCUUUGCACCUAAGACAUUUUAUUAUGAUGCACUGAAGAGGGUUGGAGAGUUGUUCCCUGGGCCUUCCAAGGCAACCAGGGCAUAUCUUCAUUCUGAAGCAGAUGUUGAAAGGGCGUUGCGCAAGGUUGGGUGGACGAUAAAGAAGAAAGGCUUAAUCGCUACUCAAUUUUACUUUGCCAAGCUUAUUGAGGCUGUUCCUAUGUAGUGAGUCCAGAGGAUUCAGAGGUAAGUUUUGCAUCAUUAGAGGAAAUUCCUAAUGUAUAUUGUAAGCCAUUUUUUUGUGCUUUUGCAUGCUAUGUUAUCCUAUGAUCCCCUGGAUAUGUAUAUUAUAUUCCUUCUUAGCGUAAACGAUGCUGAUGUAUUGUUUUUUAUUUUGUAAUAUGAAACGGAAAGAAUACCAAAUUUGAAACUAGAUGCCAGUUGAUGCAUCAAUUAUAUUUAUUUUGCUACUUCCUUGGGUGAUGAA